AUGAGCAGGCUUGCGUCGGGGCUCCAGCGCCUGCGGAGGUCGUCGUCGCCGUGGGAGGUGCUGUGGUCCGCGCUCGCGUCAUGCGGCCUUGUGCUCUUCUCGCAGCUCGCCGUGGCGAUGGUUCCCCGCCUCUUCCCUUCCCUCUCUCUCCUCGCCAUGCUCCCCAUCGUGGGGUUGGUGUUCCUUGCGGCUAUCGUGCUCGGCCGCCUGUGGAGGAGGUUCAUCGGGGUGGCGGCGUCGGCGCCGCUCUUCGUGCUCUUCAACAUCCUCCUAUUGUGGGGCGUUUACGUCUUCGUAAUCUGGAGAGAAACUUCUUCUCUGCUGGACAUCCUAAUAAAUGCAGAGUGUGCACUGCUUCUGUGGGGACUCUACAGGAUUUUAUCUGGUGAUCCUGGUAUUGUUGCUUGUGAUUCUUCAUAUUUGGAAGAAGCUGGCUGCAAGGAUUUUUUGGAAGCCAUAUACUCGAGUGAGAAACUCCCAAUGCUCUCAAGGGUCAGGCAGUGUACCUGGUGCAAAGCAAACAUUAGGGGCUAUGACCAUCAUUGCCCUGCAUUUGGUACUUGCAUAGGACAGAAAAAUCAUCGGCUAUUUAUGGCCCUUUUGACAGGAUUUGUUGUUGCUGAAUCAACAUAUACGAUGUGCUCAACAAAAUAUAUUACCAGAUGCAUCAGUUCAGGAACUAUAAGAUCGGAGAAUCCUGUAUCUCUAAACAUGGUAAUCAGUACAAUGCUCUUCUCUAUCCUCCAGGUCCUCUGGCAGAUUGUAUUCUUGAUGUGGCACAUAUAUUGCAUCUGCUUCAACAUCAAGACAGAUGAGUGGAUUAACUGGAAGAAAUAUCCUGAAUUCCAGAUGAAGGAACAACCUCGAUCAGUUACCCUAGUAGUUUAUAACAUGGCACACGUAAAUCCAUUCCCUACCGCAAAUGCAGAUUCUGAAGUCAAAUUUGUGAACCCAUAUGACAAAGGCAUGCUGUGUAACAUAAGAGAAUUUCUAAAGCCGGAAUGA
Miscanthus lutarioriparius is the source of this 1005-nucleotide messenger RNA. Lineage: Eukaryota; Viridiplantae; Streptophyta; Magnoliopsida; Poales; Poaceae. The record is from the annotation of a GenBank genome assembly.